AGAGAGGUGAAGUUCCGGAAGCGCGGGGUAGGAGGACAUCUGGGCUUGCGGGCUGGGGCGGCGUGGCAGCUCCUUGCUGCUCCCCGAUGGCCUCUCGCCGGGGACCCACCACGGCGCUCUUGGUGGCCCUGCCGCUCCUGCUGCUCCUAGUCCCGGACCCUGGGCUGGCGGGAGCCAUCACCGAAGACAGCGACUGGGUCAAAUUACCCAGCAAGUGCGAAGUGUGCAAGUAUGUGGCUUUGGAACUCAAGUCUUCCUUCGAUGAAACUGGCAAGACCAAGGAGGUGAUUGACACAAAGUAUGGCUUUCUAGAUGGCAAGAAGUCCAAAAUCAAGUACACAAAAUCAGACCUUCGCUUAAUUGAAGUGACUGAAAACAUCUGUAAGAGGCUAUUGGAGUACAACCUGCACAAAGAGAGGACAGGGAGCAACCGAUUUGCAAAGGGCAUGUCUGAGACAUUUGAGACUCUUCAUAACCUGGUGCAUAAAGGAGUAAAAGUGGUGAUGGACAUUCCAUACGAGCUGUGGAAUGAAACCUCGGCAGAAGUGGCUGACCUUAAGAAACAGUGUGAGGUAAUGGUGGAGGAAUAUGAAGAUGUGAUUGAAGACUGGUACAGAAAUCACCAAGAAGAUGACAUUUCCCAGUUUCUCUGUGCAAAUCAUGUCUUGAAAGGAAAGGACACCAGCUGCCUGACAGAGCAGUGGAGUGGCAAGAAGGGGGACACAGCAAGUUCAGGUCAGAAGAAAACAAAGAAAAAGGAUGGUAAAGCCAAGAAGGCUGCAAAAAGUAAAAAGAGCAGCAAGGAUGAGGUGGAGAAGGAAACGGAGAAUAUGAAGUUGAAUGCCAAAGAGGCAGCAGAUCGAGGAAAGGAGAAAGAAGAGGACAUUCAGAAGGUGGCUCCACUUCUGCACAGUGCCGACGAAUUGUAGGCUCUCAGGAUGGAGGCACGCGUGCACACGUAUACCCCUCUACCUUCAUGUGGGGCUGCAAACUUGUAUUUGGGCCUCAGAGAAUUCCUUUAGCCUGAAGUCACAAGGUGGAGGUUCUUACUCACUUGAGGGGGGAAGUGCAUUGGCAUCGAAGUCUGUCCCUGAUGUGCAAUGACCAUGGUCAUUUGAACCGUAGCUAUCCGUAGCUAUCCAGUGUUAUUUUGUGUAGCUGUAUUUCCCCACAGGUGCAGGGUGGGCUGACCCCAGCUAGCCCCUUGCGUCUUGGGGAGGGGGCGCAGAACAGAGUCGGACAGAGACUGCAGGGUGCUGGCUAUCUAAACUGGCUUGCCUUCAGAAGCUGAACGUGCUACCCACCUUGAUUUCCAUUCCCACCCGCUUUCUGCAACUUUAACCUGCCAAACAAUUGGGAAGUGCGAGUAAAGAGGUGAAAAUGUGACCGCUCACCUUUGUAGCCUCAUGGGACAGGAUUUGACUACAGCCCAGAUAAUAAACAGUCUCCAGUCCUCCAAGCAGGCUGUAACUCUGUACCUUCCCAAAGUUGAUUCCUUGGAAGGUGGGUUCAGUUUGCGGUUGGUUUUUUUGUUUUGUUUUUUGUAUAAUGCAGAUCACUGAGCUUAUCUGGAGGGAAAUGAGCGUGACAUUAUCAGUAUAAUGAGCGGUAUUAUGUUUGUGUGAUCUUUUUUUUUUAAAAAAAAUUAUUUUGGUUAGCUGUCUUCUUAAGGGAUGAAUUCCUUCAGCAGCUCCAGUCAGGAGAAUACUUUAGUUGUCUGUGUUGUUCUUCUCCCCAAGUCCUUGCUGCCUUUAGCUGCAGUGAAUACCCUUCCCAUGUUCUGAAAUCCUGCACAGAGUGUAAAUAAAGGGUUGUUUUGCAUA
Messenger RNA from Hemicordylus capensis (graceful crag lizard), 1823 nucleotides. It is a transcript of the gene CNPY3, whose product is annotated as canopy FGF signaling regulator 3. Gene Ontology annotation, cellular component: endomembrane system. NCBI's taxonomy places the organism in Eukaryota, Metazoa, Chordata, Lepidosauria, Squamata, Cordylidae. The record is from RefSeq and is a predicted model, not a curated record. The transcript is spliced from 6 exons. The coding region runs from base 87 to 929 and encodes 280 amino acids. Gene Ontology annotation, molecular function: signaling receptor binding.